UUGGGAGGACUCUCGCCCUGACUCGGUGAAGGUUCCUUCUCCCUCUUCCCCCCCCCCAAGCUCUCGUCCCCCCCCUCGGCGAGGCAGAGCCCACCCAGGAGGGCUUUUAAAAAUCAGCCCUGUGCCGUGUGCGGGUGUGAAGUUGCUGACAUGACUGCCGCUGGGUCCCGGUGCACCGGGAGCGGCGGGGGGCCGGGUUUAAAGGGGAAUCGUGCUGCAGACAAUGCACGGCGGCAGCAUCUGGAGCAGCCCUGGGGACCCGAGCUCCGGUUUUGACAUUGCUGCACACACAGAGCACCAGCCGCAAUGACAGCAGCUGCUCGGAGUGGCUGCAGGCAGCAGGCAGGAGCAUGAAGUGAAGAGAUCACUGCAGUGCUCAAGAUGAACUCCUCUUUGGUUGGCAACCAGAGUGGCCGGCCCUUCUGCCUCCUGGCCAUUAGCUAUUUGGAGACCAUCAAUUUUUGCCUCCUGGAAGUGGUUAUUAUCGUGUUCCUCAUGGUGCUGAUUAUUUCGGGCAACAUUAUCGUGAUAUUUGUCUUUCACUGUGCACCUCUGCUGAACCACCACACCACCAGCUACUUCAUCCAGACCAUGGCGUAUGCUGACCUCCUGGUGGGCGUGAGCUGUCUGGUGCCUUCUUUGUCUCUGCUGCACUACCCUAUUGUUUUGAGUGAGUCCUUGGUUUGCCAAAUCUUCGGGUAUGUGGUGUCGGUGCUGAAGAGCGUCUCCAUGGCCUCUUUGGCCUGCAUCAGCAUCGACAGAUACAUUGCCAUCACGAAGCCGCUGACCUACAACACGCUGGUUACCCCGUGGAGGCUUCGCAUCUGCAUCCUGAUCAUCUGGCUCUACUCCUGCCUGGUCUUCUUACCCUCCUUUCACUGGGGAAAGCCUGGAUAUCACGGGGACGUGUUCCAGUGGUGCGCCAAUUCCUGGAACACCGAUCCCUAUUUCACCCUCUUCAUUGUGGUGAUGCUCUACGCCCCGGCCGCCUUCAUCGUCUGCUUCACUUACUUCAACAUCUUCCGCAUCUGCCAGCAGCACACCAAGGAGAUCAACGAGAGGCGGGUGCGCUUCAGCUCCCAGGAUGGGGAGGCUGGGGAGGCCCAGCCCUGCCCGGACAAGCGCUACGCCAUGGUUCUUUUCCGCAUCACCAGCGUCUUCUACAUCCUCUGGUUGCCCUACAUCAUCUACUUUCUGCUGGAGAGCUCCAAUGUCUAUAGUAACCGCGUCGCGUCCUUCUUGACCACUUGGCUUGCCAUUAGCAACAGUUUCUGCAACUGUGUCAUUUACAGUCUCUCCAACAGUGUCUUUCAGAAGGGGCUUAAGCGUCUCUCGGGGGCUAUUUGUGCCUCCUGCGCUAGACAGAGGGUAGCCAAGGACUCCUCUACCUCUAGGAGCAAAAGAUCUUCCAAUGGAUGUCACGUCUAAGACGCCCAUCAGCUGGACUGGGAAGUGCAGGGACAACUCUGUAAAUUGCAAAAUAAGUUAAAAUAUGAUUUUAAGAUGUCCAGAUUUGCAAAAAGGUUUCUGAGAAAUGCUGCUGACACAGAAGAAUCAGGAGCACAUAUCAUUGUGAUUUCACUUUAAAAAAUGAUUUCUGUGGAGGAGGCUGUGGAGUUUCACCUCCAUAUUCAUUUUUAAGAAUAAAGCUGUAUCUUGACACUUACCUCUCCAGCUGGUGUGACUGAAUGGAGUGGGUGUCUGAGAGCUUCGGCAAAAUGUAGUCUUUCUUACAGCUUUACUAGGUUCUUUCGAGAUUCGUGCUUCACAUGUAAAUGAUAGAUCUGAAGUGGAAAUGUCACGGUAUAUGGUAUAUUACAGGGAUUUUUUUUUAAUAUAUGCCAAAGUAUAUUGACACAAUGUUCCAGCAUCAUAACAGAAGGGGCCAAAAAAAUUUGUUUUUCAGUGCUACCUAGACAGGACUUCUAGAACAGUAGUGAACAAUGUGAACAUUUCAGAGUGAACUUAAAGUCUUACUGAGCCGUGAGGCAGCGGUGUGAUGUGAACAGCCCUGCCCUGGGAGGACUGACCUGGCUCCCCUGCCCCCUUGCUCUGGUAGGAUGCGUGUGUGCCAUCCCAGUACGGCAUCUGCAGUCUCCUGUUUGUUGUGAAGGAAGAAGAAAAACUUGGAUCAGACCAAAUUUAGCAGUUAAAUAAAAUGUGUUUUGAUAAGCUCAGAGAAAAUAACAUGUCGCUUUAUGAUACCGGAGUUGUGGCAGCCACUCGAGGAUGAUGCCAACAUGUGAAAAUUAUUCUCAAAAACAGUGGAGAAAUGCCACGGUUUUGUAUGUGGAAAUUUUCUCAAGAACAACUUUAAAAAUAACAUGUCCCCCCCCUCUUUUUUUUUUAAUCUAAAUUCUUCUGAUAUUUUACAUACUAGAACUUAAGGGGAAAGGAAAGAAAACAAUUGUCUUCUAAACAGCUAAGGGAACUAUGUUGUAAAUUUAACUGUAGUAUUUGAGUUAUUCAUAAGUGUGCAGAGCUAAAUGAGAGACAUUUUUCUUUAGCCUUCAUGGGAUUAAAGAUGGUUCGAAUAUAGCAGGAGCUAAAUCCUGUUGGCAAAGGCAUAUCUAACUGGUCAAACAAAGUCAGUGGCUGAGAAACAAAAUCUCAUUGACCACAGCUUUUUCAGGCCAGCUCUGAUGCAGUAUUUUUGAGUUCUGCGGCGCUGAUAAGAAGGUGGUGUGACCCUCCCGUUGAGUGGUUUUCCUAAAGAAUAUCCUUGUCUUUUUGGUGAUGCCAUAUUGGAAAAUGAAAGUGAACCAAGUAUUCCUGUAAUAACGGAUUACAGUCUGUGUUGUCUUAUCUCACGGGGGUCUCUGGUCUGAGAAGGGGUUGCCCACAGGACCUUCCUUGUGCCUCCAGCGGGAGUGCUGGCUGCUGGGGGAGUCCUCAGCCCGUGUGUAGGGCUGGAGUGUAUUUAGUGGUGGUGGGAAUGAAAAAAUAUUAGGGAAAAGUAAUUUGAUUUUUUUAAGCUUUGGGUAAUUCUCUUGGCCAAAGGGAAGACUCUGUGUUUUUGUUAAAAGGCUUCAGGUCUGCUGUUGUUGAUCAAGAUCAUCCUCUUUUUAGUACUCUGCUCUGUCCCUCCCCGGGGCGUACACGCACCCUCCUCUGCUCUGCUGUGAGCCCCAGCCUCUCCUCGUCCCUGCUCUGCCCUGCAGAAUGGCAGUUUGUGUCUCUGUCACACACCACCAUGGCUGCAGAGCGUCCUGCUCCCUGCCCAUCCUCCUCUACUCCAGUGCUGUCCUGCGAGGAGACAGGGAGGAAGAGGGAGCAGCGGGAUGAAGCCCUCCUGGCACGUACCUGUCAGUGCUCCAUGCUGACAGCCCCCAGUCCCCUGUGUGCGUGCCCCUGCCAGGGGGGACGGGGCAGGACCCUGCUAUUGCUGCCUGGUUCAGGUUCAAGAACCCUGUUCCAAAGCGCGUUGAGGUCAUACCCUGGUCUGCUCUCAACCUAUUUCAUCCAUAGUCCAAACCUCUCAAGAUAAACUUCCUCCUAAGUUCACCCAAAAUUUUAAGAACAAAGGUUGUCUCAACCCUGCUGCCUUCACGGUGACAUUUCUCCUUUUCUCCUUGCCUUUUGGACUUAGACAGUGUCUGGAGCAGGGGCUCUUGCUGGGCUCCUUGCACUGCCACGACAGCGGAGACGUGCUCUGCGGAGCUCUUGCCGUCUGAAUUUUGGGCAGAGACACAGACAGCCAAGGGGGAGCAGAGUGUCAGGGUGUAGUGAGUCAUUUAUAAGUGGUAUAAUAAGCUGACAGCACAUCAGCCGGCUAAUUGUUCUCAAGUGUUUUGUAGGUAUUAUGGCGAAGGUGAGCUUUGGGGAACAAUUUAAGGGCUUUAGUCACUAAUAUCAAAGCGUGUGUGUGUGGUAUUUUUGGAACAGCCUCUCAGGUAAAUUCCCAAUAGCUUUUCUCCGACUCCUCACCUUAUCUAACAUUUCCAAGUCUUCGAUGUGAUGCAGUCUAUCAUUGAAAUAGUAUUUGAAUAAAUUUAGUAGAAGAAAAUUAUGUGCUAGGGCCUAAAACCCUAAAAAUGGCAGUUUUAGGCUUAAGUGGAAGCUGGAGCACAAAGAUCGUUGUUUGGUUUUUGUUCGUGACAUGACUAGAAGGUUUCAAUAGGAGCCUGAUAUGUUAGUGUUUGAGAAUAUGUGAAACUUUAAAAAGUGGUAAGGGGUCUCAGCCACGGCACAGAGAUUGGACUGGAGGUGAAGCAGUUGCUACUUCAGCUCUAGGCCUGGAAUUGUACCCAAAGCGCCGUGGCUGCUGCAGAUGCCGAUGCAGAUGUGCACUUCCAGCUCCUGGUGCUGGGCAGCUGAGGUUCCCUUAUAACCUUCCCAACAGCCAGGCCCUCGGUCAGUUGCCUUACUCAUCUCAGAGUCUUCAUCAGCUCCGGUGAUUUCUGAGAGAAGAGAUAGUCAGACCCAGAAGUCUCCGGAGAUGAGGACAGAGAGGAGCUGCAGUGAUUGAUGCGUUCAAGUUUCAUCCAGUGUUUUUACAGACACUUUGAAAUACUGCCUCAGCAGCUUCGUUUUAGUGUCAAAUGUUUCUAUUUUUGUCUGUGUUAAUUUAUUUAUUUUUUUUAAAUCUAAAUUACUAUUUUUUUUCCCUCUAAGUUAAUUUAAUGUUGAUCUAGGUUUGUGUGUGAUUAGGUGUUUUAAAUAUAACAUUUUUGUCUGUCGUCUUCAGUGAAAUGGCACGGGGGUGAAUCUCGUUCACUGUGCCAACUGCGGAAGAAAUAAUUCUGAAAUAUAUGACCUUGUUUGCUCAGCACUCCGUGUAACACCCUUUGUCAUAGAGUUAACAUGAGGCAUCAGUAGCCCUUUUGGUCACAAUUGUUAGGAGCAAACUUUCCAGCUGGAUCACCUUCAUGGUUGUACAUAGGAAACUAAUCCUUUUCUUGGCCAUAUUGGUGUCCAAGUGUGCCUGCUGCUUCAGGAAUUGCUCUCAGCUGAAUGCCACACCAAGUACAAUACAGAAACCAAAUUAUAUCUUCAUAAAACUUGUGGGUUGCGAUAUGAUUAAAUGGACUAAUUUUGAAGUUCCAUCUCAGACUAUAAAUUUAUUUUUUUUAUUUGGGUUAUCUGCAUUGCUUUCAAAUUAAGUCGCUGGAAGGUUCAAUUUGCAGGGUGCAAUUCAGUGGCAUUUUCUGAGUACUGUGGAAAGGAUUUCUAUUCACACAACUUCUCAGAAGGUGAUAAUUGAUUUCCUCUAGAACUCUUGGUUAUGUUUUUUUUUUUUUGAGUUUACUGGAAGUUUAGGUCAUGACUAUAUUGUCCUUUUUCAAAUAGGUUGGUGGAAAAUCUGUGAAAUACUAUUUUUUCACAAUCUCCAAUCUAGUGACAGUAUUUUUUAAUUCAACGGGUGUCUUGUGUGUGAAACAAAAGUUUUGCUGUUUGUUUUUUUUAAUGAAACGUUACUGCAAUCUUUCUUUGCUGUUAGGGGUUUUGUACUUGUUUUUAAGGUCCUUAUCACUCGGAAAUUUGUUUCCACUGGUUGGAAUUCUGGCAGGGCUCAGGGUGAGGGUGCCAAGGGGCAGUCGGGAAUAUUUGUCACAAAUCUUUGAGAAGAAAGUGGUGCGAAGGAGCGAGGUGCAGGGAACCUGGAGCAGCACGAGGUUGUGAAGAGGAUUCCUUCCAGCAGAGACAUGAACAAGUUUCCACUUUUGAGUCUCACGUUGUGUCUCGGUGGCAUCGUCCCUUUCCUGCAUAAAGAGCUUUUAGUUGUAAGAAGUUGUAAAUUUCAGCAAUUUGUCUGUUGUGAAAAAGACACUUGCGAGGCAUGUGUGUGAUGCGAGAUGGAAACAUUCAGUGCACAAAGUCAAUAAGCAGAUUUUUCAAUAUUUAUUGUGCCAUUACCAAGUGCUGUGAUGAUGACACGUACUGAGCCUUCAUGAGCCAGGAAGCCUGAGACGUUCCAGUCUCAUCUCACCCCACAACAGGGCUUGAAGUUGACAGAACUUCUCCGAAUUCAGGUUGGUGCUUUAAAAAACAUGUGUCUUAGGAACUAAUGCCUGGGCAUAGGAGUCUACCUUUAGACAUUACAAAUGGCCCAUUUAAAACUUUUCCAGUUACUUGAUUCAUCUGUGGUAGGUAAUUUUAAUUUAAUAAGAGGAGGUGGAGGUUUUGGAGGUGUUACUUGCUCCGGGGUCCCUUAUGCUUUGUAUAAUCUGGGCUUGGAACUGGCCUUGGGCCAUCAGGCUGCACAUCAACAGCCUCUUUUCUGGGAUGGAGGGAGAAUCCCCCAUCGUGAGAACAACCUGUUUUUCACUAGAAAAGAAGGGUUCUGGCUUCUAGAGGCCGAUGACGUCUUAAAGCUUCUCAGUUGUUAUUUCCCCUCUUGCCUGUGCGUUGCAGAGGUACCGCUCUGAAAGACAAUUUAAUACUAAAAUUAUGUAUGUAAAAUAUUUUUAGAAGAGGGGAGUUCUUAAAAAUUACAAUCCCGUAUGUGUAGGACCAGAUGCAGUUGUAUUUAGAGAAGGAAACUGAAAGUUGUGGCCAGUGGAGACAAACAGAGGAAGCCCUCUGGGCAGCUGGGCCUGCGCUGAUGGUGGGAUGGAAAUCGCAGUUCUGUCACAACAAUGGAGUGUUUCAUUUGGGUCAUAUCCUUUACAGGACAUUUUUUUUUAAAAGAUGGGAGUUUAACCUUCUUGCUUUUGCUUUGCUGUACUCCAAAGGCAGCUUUUCAGGUUUUUUUUCUGUGACACAGGGUUUCCUGGGCAGGUGAAAUGUUCUCCUUAUGCAGGCGGCUUGGCUGGGGCUCCUACAUAGCGCUGACUCCUGUCACCUUUUUGGUUUUAUUCCCAUUCCAGAGGUUAAAACCAGCUGCCGUGGCUGGUGGUGGGUGCCCAUGGAAGUGUUGGUGGAUUUCACCUGUAUCAUAUUUGCAUCUCUCGAGCUUUAGCACUUAAUGAAAACCUUAACAAAAGUUACCUUCCUGUAUCCUGAUCCAGGACAGUUGUUUACAGCCUCUGUGACAGUGUGUCCAGGCAAAGCUGAUUCUCUAGCUGGGGAAUUUGUGGUUACUCCAGUUGAGAACCAGAAGUUGUAAAAAUCACCGUUGGUUUGUUGAAGGUGCUGGGGAGGGGGGUGGUGGCUGGGCGGGUCGGAGGAGGCGCAGGCUCUGCCCCGGGCAGAGAGCGGGAGGGUUACCUGUGCACGGGGUGAUAACCUGCCUUUAUUUGCCAAGAAGUUUAUAGAAAUGCUGAGGAAUGUGCGUUGCACUGGGUUAUAUUUAGAAUUUGAAGUGGGCAGCGGGUGCGUGCGUGGGGGAGAGCUGUGGGGCAGCCCCAGGUGGCCGGCCAGAGGGACAGGGGUCCCAGCUUCUUCUCCAGACUUCUUCCUUUUUAUGGAUUUGUAAGAUGAGGAUAGCAAUUUUGUAAUUCAAAGCUUUGGCUUCUCUCUGAUGGUCAUUUACUGGAGAGCCUUUCAUUAAAAAGUUAAAUAAAUUGAAGUACCUCCUUGUAAAGAUGAACUCCAGUCUUGCUGUGCACACGCCAGUCAUUCCGGGACGUGACAGAGGUCACGUGAGACCCGCAAUCAGAUGCUUAAUCAACCAAGUCAUCACUUCUAUGAUAAAUUGAAAAAAGUUCUUCUGGGAUUUCAACUGUAAAUGAGUCCUUGAAAAUCAAUAAUUAGAUUAGUAAAGGAUGACGUUUUAAUGUGCUGGCAGGAAUACAGAGGGAUUUGUCAGGGGAAGCAAAAACCAGACUUUGCACUAAAGUGGCUUAGGUGUAUUUAUAGUGCUCGUGAUUUGUGUGUGUGUGAAAUCUUUGGACUAUUUUAAUAUAACAUAAGGCUUUGAGCUUUAGCUAACUCGAGUUGCUCGUUUUAUGAAGUUACAUUAGUACCACACUGUGAAGUAUUUUUAAAUAUUAGUAUUACUGAGUAUUAAAAGUAUUUCAUAAAAACAUUUUUUAAAACAUUUUCUGUAGAUACUGUCAAAAAGAAUUGAUGUUUCGUGUGCAAAGAAAUAACCCCCCGAGGGCUGUAAGGUACCUGUGUGUUGCUGAUCACCUCGGUUUUUGAGGGGUUGGGUAUUUCUUGAGGUUGAAUUGUUGUCAUUAAAACCUACUAAAAAUAAUGGUGCCGUUAAUCCUUCCAGCUGAGAGGGAGCAGCGUUACCCCCGGCCACGCUUUCCAGCUGUCUGAAAGGGUUUGCAGUCACAGUUACUGUUUUCACAGACUUAUGUCUUCAGAAAUGCUGUAUAGCACAGUGUUUUGCAAGUUCCGACGCUGAUAAGUUUCUCUCCAGAUGUAACCUUUGAAAAUCGAGUUUCUGUUGUAAUUCUGGCAUGUGAACACUAGAUUCAAUUUUGUAUUCCUCUAAUGAAUGCGACGGGAUGGAAACGAGUUUGCAAUUGCUAAUGAUGAGCUUUUUUACUGUUCUUAAUACUCGUGGGUAUGUCUUUUUCUUCAGGGAUUUUGAAAUUGUAUUAGUACCUUUUUUAAUUGUUUUGGUUGGGUUUUUUUUUUCCCCACAUGCUGUUUACAAUUAAACCGCAAGCAUGGGAGGCUGUGCCUGCAUGUGCUUUUGGGUUGCUCUGCUGAAGGAAACGCAGGGCAGCCACCUGGCUGUAAAGGAUGCUCGCUCUUCCCCACCUCCCACCCGUGUCCCUGUGCCUUCCCAGUCACUGGGGCAGCAGAAGCCACUGGUGGGAUCGUUUCCGUGUGUUCUGUGGAGAUUUGACAUUUGUCAGAGGGUUGUUACGAGGAGCUCGGGGUGGGAGACAGUCCAGCUCCUUGCACCAGUAGUUUUUACAACUGGUAGUUUUUUUCCGGUGUCAGUGAAAAAGCCAAGAAUAGACAAAAAUCACAGGUAAGAAUGUGAGUGUGUGUGGGUGUAAGGGCUUCGGGCACCUUUUCCUGCUGGAAAUCGUUUUGUAUUAGGAGAAGAGAAAGUGUGAGUGUGAACCCCCUGCUCUGAAGAACUAUGGGGAAAAUAAAUCCUGCAGAGCGGGUCAGCAAAGCAAAGAGGGAAUGGGAACCAGUCCCAGCCCCGGGACUCUGUGACACGGGGUUUGCUUUGGGGGGGUCGGGGUGUCUGGCUCCAUCCUCCUCCUCCUCCUCCUCGCUGCCGGGGUUUGCUCCGCUCCACGUGGGACGGGGGAUGCUGAAGAUGGGGUUUGCCAUCCCAGGCAGCUGAGGGAGGGCUCUUGGUGUGGCUCCAGAAUUACCUAUUUUGUGCCAACUCAGAAUUGUUGUUAAAAUACAGGGGAGGGGGGGGUGUACUCCUGCCCCAGCGUUUUAAUAGACAUUUCUGUAGCUGAUUUUUCAACUAACACUAAUAAUAAGAAAAAACUACAGUUGAGCCAAAAAUGACAAAUGUUACUGAUUUAAAAUAAUACUUGCAUAUUUUUAAAUAUUAAAUGGAACUAGAUAAACCGGAAGCAUGUAAAUAUCUGAUUCUAAACCUUUGCAUAAUUAUUUCCAAGAGGUAAUUUUGCUAUGAGUUAUUAAAACUCAAAGAAAUGUAUUAUUCCCUUUGAGCUGACCUGUACCCAGCUGUGUUGUACAUCUCUUGGCUUGUUUCUUUUUUGCUGUAGAUGUACAUAAUAUAUAUAUGUGUGUACUGUGCGACUGUACAAUUCCUGCCAUGUUAAUGUAGUUGUAUUAAAAUGCACAUAUAUGUGUAUUUUACAUAUAUAUGUAUGUGUAUAUACGUAUUUAAACCAAGCAAUUGUCACAGCAGUAAUUAUACAGUCACACAGUUUAGGGCUUUGUAAAAUAUGUAAUUUUAAGAAUGUCAAUGUGGUUCUUAGCGGAUUUUCUAAACACUUUUCUGAAUCUGUUAUCGGCACUUCCCAUCCUAAGAGAAACUGCACAUUUUUCAGUGAUUGUUCCACUGGUUACAUUUUUGUCUGCCAUUUGUUCUGGAUUGAUGUAAUCUUGAUACUACUAAAAUUUCAAGGGCUGUUGACGCAUUUCACAUAGCCUAGGAUUGCCUGUUCUCCAAAUAUAUGGAUCAUGCAUCGACAGUACUAAGUAGCCUUACUGUUUUGCCUAAAAGCCUAGCUAAUUUAUUUAAUAUUCUCUCUUUAAAGAGAGGUCUCUGGAAGGGGUAGCAUAUUUUAGGAUGCUCCUUCUCUUUAAAGGGAAACUCGGAAUUGAAUAGCAGUACUUGUUGAUCAGUGAUAUUAUUGUAGCCAAAGGAUGCAUGGGUGGUUUAAUAGGAAGUUUUUGCUUCAAGUUUCUUGAUGAAAUGUAGUGUUCUACAGAGCUGUGUGAAGAGUGUAGUUUUUUAUUCUGAAAUGCACUUGUACACUUUAUUUGAAAGGUCUGAAUGGAUCAUAAAUACAUUUAAGAAAUAAAUGAUACGUCACAUGUUUUCA
Messenger RNA from Calidris pugnax (ruff), 10328 nucleotides. It is a transcript of the gene GPR21, whose product is annotated as G protein-coupled receptor 21. The coding region runs from base 382 to 1428 and encodes 348 amino acids. The record is from RefSeq and is a predicted model, not a curated record. NCBI's taxonomy places the organism in Eukaryota, Metazoa, Chordata, Aves, Charadriiformes, Scolopacidae. Gene Ontology annotation, molecular function: G protein-coupled receptor activity. Gene Ontology annotation, biological process: G protein-coupled receptor signaling pathway. The transcript has a single exon. Gene Ontology annotation, cellular component: membrane.